AACACUGUCCACUUUCUGUUCUCCCUGAGUGGCUAGUUCCUAUUUCACUUCAUUUCUUUCUCUUUAAGUUGACUUGUGUGGCAUACACGUUUCGUGUCUUGAAGACUUAAAAAUGCGUUACGUGGCUGCUUAUCUUUUGGCCGUUUUGGGCGGAAAAACUUCCCCAUCUGCUGCUGAUCUUGAAAAAAUUUUAGGAUCUGUAGGAAUUGAAGCUGAAGGAGAACGGCUGAAAAAGGUCAUUGCUGAACUAGGUGGAAAAUCUAUUGAUGAACUCAUCGCCCAAGGACGUGAGAAAUUGAGCUCCAUGCCAGCUGGAGGAGCUGCUCCUGCUGCUGCAGCAGCUUCUGCAGCACCAGCAGCCGCCGAAGAAAAGAAAGAAUCCAAGAAAGAAGAGAAAAAAGAGGAAUCAGAAUCAGAAGAUGACGACAUGGGUUUUGGUUUAUUCGACUAAAAAUGUACAUUUGUAUCGUUAAGAUUCCAAUUUUUUUUUAAGUAAAACUAAAAAUUAAUGUACA
This is a messenger RNA of Leptinotarsa decemlineata (Colorado potato beetle), 515 nucleotides long. It is a transcript of the gene RpLP2, whose product is annotated as Ribosomal protein LP2. Gene Ontology annotation, molecular function: structural constituent of ribosome. Gene Ontology annotation, cellular component: ribosome; cytosolic large ribosomal subunit. Lineage: Eukaryota; Metazoa; Arthropoda; Insecta; Coleoptera; Chrysomelidae. Gene Ontology annotation, biological process: translation; cytoplasmic translational elongation. The record is from RefSeq and is a predicted model, not a curated record.